Messenger RNA from Rotaria socialis, 1059 nucleotides. Lineage: Eukaryota; Metazoa; Rotifera; Eurotatoria; Philodinida; Philodinidae. The record is from the annotation of a GenBank genome assembly.
AUGGAUCUCGACGAAUUUCUUUGUUGGUUCAAUUCAUCUGGUGUUAUUACAGAAAAUGUAAAUGUUUGUUAUUCAGAUAGUUGUGGUUUUGGUCUUUAUUCUCGUCGGUCAUUCAUUGAAAAGAAUUCUCUCGUUCUUUCGAUACCAGAAAAUCUUUUUAUUAAACCAUCAUUUGAAAAUAAGGAUUUAACAGGUUUUGAACAUUUAAUUAUUUAUUUAUUAGAAGAAAAAUCAAAUCCAUAUGUUAGUUUUCUGCGAUCUAUUCAACCAAUUCCACAAUGGUGUGUAUUUCCUAAUGAUAAAUAUCCUCGACAGCUUUCAGAUAAAAUGAAACAACAUUUAAAUAAAUAUAAUCAAUCAAGAAUUAAAAUUCAACAAUAUAAUGAUGAUCAAUUUCAAUGGGCUUAUUAUAUUAUAAAUACACGAUGUGUUCAUUUUCCUAUGGAUAUAUCUUCAAAAGAUCAAGAUAAUAAUCUUUGUCUUAUUCCUUAUUUAGAUUUUGUUAACCAUUCAAUUGAACCAAAUACAAUGUCAAACUUUAAUUCCUUUACUCGUUCCUAUGAAAUUCGUACCACAAAACCAAUAGAUAUCAAUGAGCAAAUAACAUUUCUUUAUAAUCCUCAUUCAAAUGUUGAUUUACUUAUUGAGUAUGGUUUUGUUCUAACAUCGAAUCUUUAUAAUCAAUUAAAUAUUGAAUAUGAACUUGAACAAAUUCUUUCGAAUGAACAAAUUCAAAAAAUAAAAUCGUUUAAUUAUUGGAAUUCAUUAGAACUCUAUUCAGGUGAUAAUGAUCUUUCAUGGACAGUUAUUAAAACAAUUGAAUUAACUUUUAAUCAAGACCACUGGUCGCCAUAUGAUGAUCCAUCAAUCGAAGAUAAAUGUAAAUUAAAAGAAAAACUAAAACAACUAUUAACUGAUGUGAAACAAAACAUAGAAAAAGAUUUUCAGCAAUGGAUAACAAAUCAUUUUCAUUUAGAGAAAAAUAUUCUUUAUCAUGAUUUUUUGACAAUUAUUCGAGAUACAUCUGUUAUUGUUGACAAAUCGUUUAUUGAAAUUUAA